AUGGCCAGGAAAUCGCAUAGAUCCUCAAGGACUAGUAAGAAACUGCCAGACCAAAAGCAGGAAAUUGCUCAGCUACUAGAUAGAAAAAGGCAGACUCAUAAUGCCAAAGAUGUAGCUGAUACUCACAAUGGCAAAAAAAAGGAUGCGAAAGAACUGGCACUAGAAAAGCAGUUUAGUUCCAUAAUUGAAAAGUUUAAGAUCCCGGAUGCCCGGAAAGGAAGGGGCCAACUGAUAGUGAAGGAGGAAGUAGCCAAGGGCAUUCGAGGGCAUGAAAGAGAUCAUGAUCAUGACCUGUUAAAAGAAGACCCUGAGAAACCGAAGUCCAAGACAAGGGGUCGAAAACAGGAUCAGCCAUCAUUAUCAAGGCUGAAGUGCGAAACCUCAUAUCCACAGAUGGUUGAAUGGUAUGAUUGUGAUGCCAUGUAUCCGCAUCUUCUAGUGUCUAUAAAAACUUCCAAAAAUGUUGUACCAGUACCAGGACAUUGGCAGAUGAAAAGAGAGUACCUUUCUGGGAGAUCAUUACUGGAAAAAAGGCCUUUUGAGCUCCCUGAGAUCAUUAGACAGACAGACAUUGAGCAGAUGAGGAAAACGCUGCCGGAUGGCGAAGACGAUGACUCGACGCUAUCUUCCAAGCAAGUAUCAAGGACUAGAGUUCAACCAAAACUAGGAACUUUGGAUAUCGGUUAUGCUAAACUUCGUGAUGUAUUUUUCAAACUGGGAGCUAAGUGGAAACCAGAUGUACUGCUGCCAUUCGGUGAUCUUUACUAUGAAAACAGGAAUUUACAUGAAGAAUCCGAAUGGCGCAAAUUCGUAAAGGAAAAGGAACCUGGCAAGUUAAGUACUGAACUACGAGAGAUAAUGAAUUUGAAAGAGGGUCAACUACCGCCAUGGUGUAUGAAAAUGAAGAGCCUGGGUAUGCCUCCAGGGUAUCCCACCUUGAAAAUAGCUGGGCUAAAUAUGGGAAUAGAAAAUUUAAGUGGUGACACAUAUGGCCGAUUAGAACGGUUGCACAACAAAAAGAGGGCAGCAAUGUUUGGUGCUAUUAUCUCGUUAGAAGACGAUGCCCAAGAACAGAAAGGAAAGAAGUCAAUAAAAAAGGAAGAACAAAAAUUAAUCGUGCCCGCUGCAAUUGAUUCUAAAUUAGGUCCUCUUGGGGAAAACCUGAAAAUCGAAAUUAAUAGAAGGACGCCAACCAAUCAUGAAUUAUCAGAAACGGCAUCUGAACCUGGUAGGAAUAGCCAGAGAGAGUCCAAGCAGCUGUACACGGUUUUGCCUGAGAGAAAAGCAGAUGAUAUGACUGCAAACACGGGUUCUAAGUCUAUGUAUGAGGUCCUGCCGGCUGGGAAGCACCUUGCUACCAAUACAAACCUGCAAGAUGAAUAUAAAUUGAAAUCCGAUGGUAAUGAGGAUGAGGAAAGUAUAGAUAAAUUUAGAUUUUAA
Molecule: messenger RNA, 1440 nt
Organism: Zygotorulaspora mrakii
Lineage: Eukaryota; Fungi; Ascomycota; Saccharomycetes; Saccharomycetales; Saccharomycetaceae
Gene: CUS1
Product: U2 snRNP complex subunit CUS1
Exons: 1
Coding region: 1-1440 (479 amino acids)
Biological process (GO): mRNA splicing, via spliceosome
Cellular component (GO): U2-type spliceosomal complex; precatalytic spliceosome; nucleus
Source: RefSeq, a predicted model, not a curated record